UAGUGAGCUAACGAGUUAGCCUCUCCAGUUUACUUAUUCUAAACUUGAAAAAGUGUUUCAAACGGACUGGGGAAGAAUGACAAAGAAGCCAAAGUCGUACCACUUCCACACCGAGUGAGAGGAGAACCUGUUUAGCAGCAAAUCCCUGCAGCCGGUGCUGCCAUGGGCAUGUUGAGAAGCACGCUUGGAAGGCGUUUUGUCGGCGUGGUGUAAAGGCCAAUUAAAGCCACUAGCAACCACGCUGACUCUUCCCUCCGAGAAUGCACUAAUGAGGCUGCGGAGUUGAAAAGCCCACCGACGAAGGCCUCGUUAACCGCCUCAAACGCUUGCGUUUGCGGCCCUUUGUGCGUCACACAAAGACGACGCGUGCCCGCACCUUCGCCGACGCGUUAAAAGACUGGGUCGGGUAAUUGGCCCCUCCCACGGUCACUUUGGCGAGUGGGAUUCCACGCAGGUUGCUAGGAGGGGAAGAAAGGGAACAGGAAGUGGUGUCACUUGACUUGAGCUGAUAAAACGCAGCAACAUCACAUGACAGGAGACACAGCAGCAGCAGCAGCAGCAGGAAAGGUAGGAACCAAGUCUUAUUUGUCUUUCCCCGGACAUGUACGAAGUUGUAGAGAUCUUAAGAAUGAAUGGAUGAACAUAUGGUGGAUCUUAAGGGGCUUCUAAGUAGAGCUUCAAAAUGGGGGGGCGAAAAUAGGCUGUUCAUCCGCUGAUCAAACGUUUCAGAACACAGCCUUUAAACGGCAAAAUCUUGGCAGAAAUAUGGACUGAAUGUCCGUGUCCAUCAAGACGCGGGACCGUCCUCGGCCCAAAUGGAGGUUGUUCCUGGUGCUGAGUGCAGUCCAGUAACCGUCGGACGCCGUCUGCCAGAGAAGGCUUUUAGAAGGAAAAGGGUCUUCAAAGGCCUCGUCUUCUUCAACGCCACAAAAUUGCCCGUUCGUGUUGUGCAGGGGCGUCAAACGGCAGUGGAGAUGUCGCAAGGGGGCAUCCCUCGUGACUGAAGGCCCUCGUCUGCGUGGCGAUGACUGGCCGCUGCACUUCACCAAGGACGUCUUCCAGAGGAGUAAGCUCACCCUUUUAGUCUUGAAUGGCAUGAAAUACACCCGCAAUGUUGCCCAAAAAACCCAAAAAGCAUAUUUUUACAUUUGACACGCCUGUUCAAACAGAACUAAACUGUGGUUUAUCACACCUGAGUUCAACUUCUCUAGCCACCCCCAGGGGUGGCCUGAUGACUGCCACACCUGUUCUUAAUCAAGAAAUCACUUAAAUAGGACCUGCCUGACAAAGCGAAGACAGAAAUGCAGGAAGAAAUGAGAAAGAACGUGAUUGCGAUCCAUCAGUGUGGAAAAGGUUACAAAGCCAUUUGUAAAGCUUUGGGACUCCAGCCAACCACAGUGAGAGCCGUUAUCCACAAAUGGCGAAAACACGGAAGAGUGGUGAACAUAAAAUCAAAGACAGGAAAUGAGGAACACAACCAACCAUCGUUAUUCUUCAUGCAAGCCUCCCAAUGUCUCGCCUUCUUCUACUUUUCCUUUGCCAGCCAUGAGGCCGUCCAUCCCCGUGACGACGGAGCCCGGUCGGCAGCGAGGGGUCCCCUGGGGUCGUGACCUCUACACCUUUGUGACGUCAGCGGCGGGUCACAUGAUGAGGACCCUCCAGAAGCCUCGCAAGAACCGACCGUCCAAGCGGCGAGUCAACCACCGCCGCUUCCUGCACAACAUGAUACAGAGGAAGUUUGCAGACAUAGAAGCGGCCAAUCACCGACUGGCGUCGUCUCUUUACAUCAAGGAGGCGGACACCACCUUGUCGUCAUCACCCGCCUCACCUGAGAGGUCGCGUGACGCCCCGGGAGGGCCCCACGGACACUCGGCCCCCGUGGACGGCAACUCAAAGUGUGCAAGCGAUGCGCAGGAAGUCCAAAGCAGCGGCGUCUCUGCGGGGACAAUCACAGCUGCCGCCGACGCCGAGGACGCCACCAACCCGUCUCCCUCCUUCCCACCGGUGUCCUGCUGUGAUCUGCUCCCAGACUGCACGCACCAGCCCCACGCCAACAUGGAUGACAUCACCGCGAGCGAAUGGGAGGACUUGAUGGAGCUCUUCAGGGACGUGGACGCCCGCUUGGACCCCGCGGGUCUCUGUGGGGGAAGCGAGGAGGGGGACGCGCGAGGUUGGCACGGAAACGACAGACACGGCAUAAACCGGACAAUUGACGGCACACAAUUUGUCCCGCUUCCUUCCGACGUGGCGGAGGACGCUGCGGCGGACGGGGGACGCGCGCUGGCCAGCUGCCAACACAACCACCGCUUCAUGUCUGUCGGGGGCGUGGCCGAGUCCUUUCUGGCCCCGCCUCUCCACGGUGAGCUGCGUCAUGUUGCGACGCCGCCCCCCGAGGACCACCUGAUGUUCAACGACAUCAUGGAGGACAGGAAGUCACGUGACUUUCUCGAAUGAUGAUGCAUAUUUAACAUAAUAAAUGCUUUUUUCAUGCUUUCUUAUCAGCAAACACACAGGAGAUUACAAAUGAUCAUUGUUUUUGCGGAUUGCUUUGUGGGGGGAAGACGCUGCCAGGCGUUGCUAUGAAUGAUAGCAACAUAGAAUGAAGAAGGAUUCAUAGUCACAUGUUGACAAGAGAAAACAGGAGGAUCAAAUCCAGCAAUUACUCUGAAGGCCAUCAAUGUAAAUACAGCACAGUCCUCCAUUAGCAAACAUGCUAACAUGCAAAAUCUAUCAGAUUUGAAAGAUUUGUGUGCACAAAAAAAACAAACAUGUACGUUUGUUUUAAUAGAAGAUGUCGUUUGUACGCUGGAGUAUCAGGUCCACAUUGAAAACAAAAGAAGUGAGAUUUCAAGAAUAAAGCUGUACAUUUAUGACAAUUAAGUGGGACAUUAAGAGAAAAAAAGUUGUAAUAUUAUGAGAAUAAAAUCAGAAACUGAAGAGAAAAAAAGUCUUAAAUCUUUGAGAAGAAAGUUGUAAAUUUAAGAGAAAAAAGUCAUAAAAUUACGAGAAAAAAGUGUAAAAUUACAAGAAUUUAUUACUACAAUAAAGUCGUAAAUGUUUGAGAAUAAGAUACGAAUUGACAAGAAAAAAGUCGUAAUGUUACGAGAAUGAAGCUGUACAUUUAUGGGAAUUAAGUGGGGCGUUUCAGAGAAAAAAGUCGUAAAAUUCAAAGAAAAAAGGUUGAUUAAAAGUAAAUUUUACCAGAAAAAAGUCAUAUUACGAGAAUAAAGUUUAAAUCUAUGAAAAUUAAGCGAAAAUUAAAGAGGAAAAAGUCGUAAAAUUACGAGAAAAAAAGUUGUAGUAAUAUUUCGAGAAUAAAGUCAGAAAUUUAAGAGAAAAAAAGUUGUCAAUUUUUGAAAAUAGUUGUAAAUUUAAGAGAAAAAAGUCGUAAAAUUACAAGAAAAAAAGUCCUAUUACAAGAAUAAAGUGGUACAUUUUUGAGGACAAGAUGUAAAUUUACAAGAAAAAAGUCGUAAUGUUACGAGAAUAAAGCUGUACAUUUACGGGAAUAAAGUCAUAAAUGUAUGAGAUUUAAGUGGGAAAUUGAAAAAAAAAUCGUAAAAUUCAGAGAAAAUUUUUUUGUAAU
This is a messenger RNA of Dunckerocampus dactyliophorus (ringed pipefish), 3586 nucleotides long. RefSeq lists its product as uncharacterized. Lineage: Eukaryota; Metazoa; Chordata; Actinopteri; Syngnathiformes; Syngnathidae. The coding region runs from base 1465 to 2454 and encodes 329 amino acids. The transcript is spliced from 2 exons. The record is from RefSeq and is a predicted model, not a curated record.